Schizophyllum commune H4-8 is the source of this 1359-nucleotide messenger RNA. RefSeq lists its product as uncharacterized. Gene Ontology annotation, biological process: mRNA splicing, via spliceosome. The transcript has 4 exons. The coding region runs from base 1 to 1359 and encodes 452 amino acids. Lineage: Eukaryota; Fungi; Basidiomycota; Agaricomycetes; Agaricales; Schizophyllaceae. The record is from RefSeq and is a predicted model, not a curated record. Gene Ontology annotation, cellular component: nucleus.
AUGGCCCGCGCUUUGACCUCGGGCCUCGCUCUCCUCCCGCCGCCAUGGACCAGGAAACUACUCAGCACCCCCGCUCCUCCGAGGGACAAGCCGGACAAGUCUAAACCCACGCGAAGCAAGGCGGUAGACGCCUCCAAGCCCGCAUUCCAGCCGCGCAAGGUCAAGAAGCAGACCGAGGGAAAGUACCGCGAUCGCGCGUUUGAACGGCGAGAGGGGAAGGCGAGCGACUAUGCGCAGGCGGAAGCCUUGUUGCAGGACUUUGAGAAGCGCACGGCGAACGAGGACAAGGAUGUGGUCGAACAGCAACGCCGCUAUCUCGGUGGCGACAGCACGCACACCGUCCUGGUCAAAGGCCUCGAUCUGUCCCUCCUCGAAGCCAAUCGCGCGAAAGAGUCCCGCAACACAGACGACGACGACCUUCUCGAGGCCGCCUACCGUGGCGAAGACGUCUUGCCCCCCGCUGAACUCUCUGCCUCCCCCGCACCCACCGACGAACCCAAGAAGCGCUCGCGCGCCGACAUCAUCAAGCAGAUGAAGGAGAAGCGGAAGGGGCAGUCCUCUGCAGACGCGCCUGCGCUGCCGCCGAAAGAGGACAAGACGAUCGACAAGAGCAAGUUCAAGUCGAUAGGGUUCAAGCCGGCGGGGGACAAGCCCAAGAAGAAGAAGGCGAAGACGGAGGGCGACGGGGAGCGCAGAAAGAAGAAGCGCAAGGUCGAGGGUGACGAGGAGAAGGCGACAGCACCAGGAGAAGCGUCACCGCCUGCUGCCACCGACUCUGCGGUGCCACCAGCUUCGACUUCAGCGACCCCUGCGCCCGCGCCCCAGCCUUCCAAGCCGAAAGAGCCCUCACCCGAGCCUAUACCCGAAGACUUCGACAUCUUCGCGGGCGCGGGCGACUACGAGGGCAUACCUGACGAGGAAGAAGCGAGCGAUCAUGAACACGCGCCGCCUCGGUCUGGCAGCGCGGAACCCGGAGAAGUGCAAGGACCAGCACCUGCCGAUCCCAACGCCAUGCAAGGUGCCGAGCAGACAUCCCGUGCGCGCUGGUUCGACGACGACGAGCCCCGCGAGCCCGUCCUACCACCCCGUCCAGCCACCCCACCGGCCCUCAAGGUGCUCAAGGGCAAGCAGAAGGCCGCCGUGCCUGCGGCCGGGGUCGAGGACGGUGAAGUCCAGUCCGACGAGGACGGCGAAGUGCAAUCCGAUGAGGAAACACCUGCACGCCUCGCGCCGCUCGAGUCGUCCGCCGUCCCGUCUAUCAAGGACCUGCUCGCUAUGGACGAGGCGAGGGAGGCGCUGGAGAAACGGCAGAAGAGGAAGGAGAAGAAGAAGAAGGGUACGGAGCGAGGGGGAGGGUAG